Molecule: messenger RNA, 465 nt
Organism: Mesocestoides corti
Lineage: Eukaryota; Metazoa; Platyhelminthes; Cestoda; Cyclophyllidea; Mesocestoididae
Source: the annotation of a GenBank genome assembly
AUGGACCCAGAUGACUACGUCAACAUCACGUACUCCCUCGGCUUUGCCAUUGAAGUCCAGUCGACUGAUUUCUACUUGACGCCCAAAAAUCUUGCUGUUCAUGAUCACCUGGCCGAUUUCAUAGGAACCAGUGAAUUCACGCUGGAAGGGACGUUUAACGGGAUGGACAUUACGAAGAUUGUCUUCUCAGACGGCAUCCAGCAAGCGACACUUCUUGUCCGCAACAGCACCGAUGAAGAACCCCCGGUCUUACCACGGGCGGUAAUGACAGAACCACCCAUUCUUGAGGUAACAGACUACAAAAUUGCUGGACCCACAUCAAUCUCCCUGCCAUUCAUUACCAAGAAUCCAACUGCAACAGCUUUCGAGUCGGGCAAAACAGUAGCCAAUGUAUUUGGGCUGCCGACCUACGACGACUGCAAAUUCAACUAUGUCUGUGUUACGAAAACGGGCGGUACGUCUUAA